Messenger RNA from Oryctolagus cuniculus (rabbit), 4529 nucleotides. The record is from RefSeq and is a predicted model, not a curated record. NCBI's taxonomy places the organism in Eukaryota, Metazoa, Chordata, Mammalia, Lagomorpha, Leporidae.
CCAAUGAAAAACAGUCAUGGGCGUGGCGCUGUCAAACUUCGGGGGGCGGGAUCCAAAAGGCCGAGCCGAGGAUGGGGCCCAAGGCGAAGCCAAUGAAUAGCCACCAAAUGGGCGGGGCGUCGUCUAGGGCCGAGGUUGGAGCCAAUGAGGAGCGGCGCCGCGUCCCCGCUCUCCCCAAGCCCCUCUGGGGCGCGCGCCGGGGCCACGGGCAGCCGUUAGGGGCGGGGCCUGGAGCCACCCGCGCGAGGCUCGCGCCCUCCCCUUUGUGUCGCCAUGGCGGCGGCGGUGGCGGCGACGAGGACGACGAACGAGGGGUCGAGAGCGGCUGGGGCCUGAGGGAGCUACGCGACCAUGGUGGCUCGCAGCACCGACAGCCUGGAUGGCCCAGGAGAGGGUUCAGUGCAGCCCCUGCCGGCCCCCGGGGGCCCCAGUGUGAAGGGGAAGCCUGGGAAGAGGCUCUCCGCUCCGCGAGGCCCCUUCCCGCGGCUGGCUGACUGUGCCCACUUCCACUAUGAGAACGUGGACUUUGGCCACAUUCAGCUCCUGCUGUCCCCGGAGCGAGAAGGCCCCACCCUCUCCGGAGAGAACGAGCUGGUGUUUGGAGUGCAGGUGACCUGUCAGGGCCGAUCCUGGCCAGUCCUCCGCAGUUACGAUGACUUCCGCUCCCUGGAUGCCCACCUCCAUCGCUGCAUAUUUGACCGGAGGUUCUCCUGCCUCCCAGAGCUUCCCCCACCUCCAGAGGGCGCCAGAGCUGCCCAGAUGCUGGUGCCACUGCUGCUGCAGUACCUGGAGACCCUGUCAGGACUGGUGGACAGCAACCUCAACUGCGGGCCUGUGCUCACCUGGAUGGAGCUGGACAAUCAUGGCCGAAGACUGCUGCUCAGCGAGGAGGCCUCCCUCAACAUCCCUGCCGUGGCUGCCGCCCACGUGGUCAAACGGUACACGGCGCAGGCGCCCGACGAGCUGUCCUUCGAGGUGGGAGACAUUGUGUCCGUGAUCGACAUGCCACCCACGGAGGAUCGGAGCUGGUGGCGGGGCAAGCGAGGCUUCCAGGUCGGGUUCUUCCCCAGUGAAUGUGUGGAACUCUUCACCGAGCGGCCAGGUCCUGGCCUCAAGGCAGAUGCUGACGGCCCCCUGUGCGGCAUCCCAGCUCCCCAGGGUCUCUCCUCUCUGACUUCAGCUGUGCCCCGGCCACGUGGGAAGCUGGCUGGUCUGCUCCGCACCUUCAUGCGCUCGCGCCCUUCUCGGCAGCGCCUGCGGCAGAGGGGAAUCCUGCGGCAGAGAGUAUUUGGCUGUGACCUUGGAGAGCACCUCAGCAACUCAGGCCAGGACGUGCCCCAGGUGCUGCGCUGCUGCUCAGAGUUUAUUGAGGCCCACGGGGUGGUGGACGGCAUCUAUCGGCUGUCAGGCGUCUCCUCCAACAUCCAGAGGCUGCGGCACGAGUUUGACAGUGAGAGAAUACCUGAACUGUCUGGCCCGGCCUUCCUGCAGGACAUCCACAGCGUGUCCUCCCUCUGCAAGCUCUACUUCCGAGAGCUGCCGAACCCCUUGCUCACCUACCAGCUCUAUGGGAAGUUCAGUGAGGCCAUGUCAGUGCCUGGCGAGGAGGAGCGCCUGGUGAGGGUCCACGACGUCAUCCAGCAGCUGCCCCCGCCGCACUACAGGACCCUGGAGUACCUGCUGAGGCACUUGGCCCGCAUGGCGAAACACAGUGCCAACACCAGCAUGCAUGCCCGCAACCUGGCCAUCGUCUGGGCCCCCAACCUGCUACGGUCCAUGGAGCUGGAGUCAGUGGGGCUGGGUGGGGCUGCCGCCUUCCGGGAGGUUCGGGUGCAGUCGGUGGUGGUGGAGUUCCUGCUCACCCACGUGGACGUCCUGUUCAGUGACACCUUCACCUCCGCUGGCCUUGACCCUGCAGGUAUGCCCGUCCCACCCCGAUAGCCUGUCCCCUUGGCGGGAAGCGAGCCCCCUCCCACUCGCCUGCUGACGCUGGAGGAAGCCCAGGCUCGCACCCAGGGCCGGCUGGGGACACCCACUGAGCCUACCACUCCCAAAGCCCCAGCCUCCCCUGUGGAAAGGAGGAAAGGGGAGAGAGGCGAGAAACAGCGGAAGCCAGGGGGUAGCAGCUGGAAGACAUUCUUUGCACUGGGCCGGGGUCCCAACGUCCAUCGCAAGAAGCCCCUGCCCUGGCUUGGGGGCUCUCGUGCCCCACCGCAGCCCUCAGGCAGCAGACCUGACACGGUCACACUGAGAUCCGCCAAGAGUGAGGAGUCUCUGUCAUCCCAGGCCAGCGGGGCUGGCCUCCAGCGGCUACACAGGCUGCGGCGGCCGCACUCCAGCAGCGACACUUUCCCGGUGGGCCCAGCGCCUGCCGGCUCGUGCGAGAGCCUGUCCUCCUCAUCCUCGUCCUCGUCCUCCUCGUCCUCCUCGUCCUCAGCCUCUGCGUCGUCGGCAGCUGCGCAGGGGGCUCUCUCUGGCUCCCCCUCGCACCGCACCUCGGCCUGGCUGGAUGACGGAGACGAGCUGGACUUCAGCCCCCCUCGCUGCCUGGAGGGGCUCCGCGGGCUUGACUUCGACCCCCUCACGUUUCGCUGCAGCAGCCCCACCCCGGGGGAUCCUGCACCUCCUGCCAGCCCCGCCCCCCCAGCCCCUGCCUCUGCCUUCCCACCCAGGGCGACCCCUCAGGCCCUCUCGCCCCGUGGGCCCACCAGCCCUGCUUCACCCACUGCCCUGGACAUCUCAGAGCCCCUGGCUGUGUCAGUGCCACCCGCUGUGCUAGAACUGCUGGGGGCUGGGGGCACGCCUGUCUCCGUCACCCCAACACCAGCUCUCAGCCCUGGCCCAGGCCCACGGCCCCAUCUCAUCCCCCUGCUGCUGCGUGGAGCCGAGGCCCAGCUGAGUGAAACCUGCCAGCAGGAGCUCGGCAGCAAGCUGUCACUACCCGGGGCUCGGGGACCCCAGGGCCAGCACGGUCCUGGGGCGGACUCACCGCUGCUGCCCCCACCCUUGUCUCUCCUGCGCCCUGGAGGGGCCCCACCCCCACCCCCCAAGAAUCCAGCACGCCUCAUGGCCCUGGCCCUGGCUGAGCGGGCUCAGCAGGUGGCCGAGCGGCAGAGCCAGCAGGAGCGUGAGGGCACCCCACCUGCUCCUCAUUCCCCUUUCCGCCGCUCACUGUCCCUGGAGGUGGGUGGGGAGCCCCUGGGGACCACAGGGAGUGGGCCAAUCCCCCACUCCUUAGGCCACCCUGGAGCCUGGGUCCCAGCACCCCCACCCUACCUACCAAGGCAACAAAGCGAUGGGAGCCUGGUGAGGAACCCGCGGCCCAUGGGGACCUCUAGGAGGGGACUCAGAGGCCCUGCCCAGGUUCCUACUCCUGGCUUCUUCUCCCCAGCCCCCCGGGAGUGCCUGCCACCCUUCCUCGGGGUCCCCAAACCAGGCCUGCACUCCCUGGGCCCCCCGUCCUUCCAGCCCCGCUCCCCAGCCCCAGCCUGGAGGAGCUCUCGGGGCCCCCCGGCAUCACUGGACAGGGGAGAGAACCUCUACUAUGAGAUUGGGGCAGCUGAGGGAUCUCCCUACUCCGGCCCCACCCGGUCCUGGAGUCCCUUUCGCUCCAUGCCCCCCGAUAGGCUCAGUGCCUCCUACGGCAUGCUUGGCCAGUCGCCACCCCUGCACAGAUCCCCCGACUUCCUGCUCAGCUACCCCCCGCCCCCCUCCUGCUUUCCCCCAGACCACCUUGGCUGCUCAGCCCCGCAGCACCCUGCCCGGCGCCCCACCCGGCCUGAGCCCCUCUAUGUCAACCUAGCCCUAGGGCCCAGGGGUCCCUCACCCACCUCCUCUGGCUCCUCCUCUUCCCCUCCUGCCCAUCCCCGAAGCCGCUCAGAUCCCGGCCCCCCAGCCCCCCGCCUCCCUCAGAAACAGAGGGCACCCUGGGGCCCCCGCACCCCUCAUAGGGUGCCUGGGCCCUGGGGCCCACCCGAGCCUCUCCUGCUUUACAGGGCAGGCCCUCCAGCCUACGGGAGGGGGGGUGAGCACCCUCGAGGGUCUUUGUACAGAAAUGGGGGGCAAAGAGGAGAGGGGGCUGGUCCCCCACCUCCCUACCCAACUCCCAGCUGGUCCCUCCACUCUGAAGGCCAGACCCGGAGCUACUGCUGAGCUGGAGCCAGGAGGGCCUUCCUCUCCCCCCUCCCCCUGUGGGAUCCCCCAACCAGUCCCUUGUUUUGUAUUUUUCUUGAGCCCUGAUCCAUACCCCAGGUUUCUAACUUUGUAACUUGCUUCUGAUGUGGGUCCCUAACCUAUAAUUGUAGAGUCCCUACCCUGGGCUAAAGGGCAUGCCCAUCCUCCCACCACCCUCCAUCCUGGGGGCCCUCGCACAAACCCGGGGGAGGCUAGGCUGACGCCCCGCCCCUCUCCCUCCCAGGAGCCCCCAGCAUGUCCUGACCUGUGCACAGGGGGUGGGGGGAGCUCCUGCCUAUCUCCCCCACACGUCCCACUAAACCAUCUGACAAGCUUAAUAAAAUGGUGGAAAUGUG